Molecule: messenger RNA, 651 nt
Organism: Humulus lupulus (European hop)
Lineage: Eukaryota; Viridiplantae; Streptophyta; Magnoliopsida; Rosales; Cannabaceae
Product: late embryogenesis abundant protein At1g64065-like
Exons: 1
Coding region: 1-651 (216 amino acids)
Source: RefSeq, a predicted model, not a curated record
AUGGCAGGGAAUACUCAACAAGUGCAUCCUCAUGAUGAAUUCGAUUUUGAAGAAACAGGUUCGAUGGAGUCGGAUGAUUCUACUAACAAGGAGUUGCACCACAGGAGAAAGAUGAGACGAUUAUAUUUGGUGGCAGUAGUGGUAUUGAUCCUAACGGUGGGGAUUUUGGUGUUUUCAAUAACAAUCUUUCAUAUCAACGCUCCCAGUUUUCGAAUUCGAUCAUUCACCAUUGAUGAGCUCACUAUAAGUAGCGCAAACACCGUUGAUAUGAAAUUCGAAGCUGAAAUGGGCAUAAAGAACACCGAUUUCGGCCACUUCGAUUUCGAACAGACCUCACUUAGCUUCUUUUACAGGGGAGCUCGUCUUGCACUGGGCCAUGAUGAUGAUGAUCACGAUGAUUCGUUGAUCGACCAAGGAAUUGUCAAAGCUCGAUCAACCAAGAAGAUUAAGUUCUCAGCUGAAAUGGGAACCACCAGUUCGAUGUCGGCUGAAGAUAUCGAAUCCAGAUAUUUUACUUUAAAUUGUAAAGCCACGAUGAAUGGAACAAUUCACUUGAUGAAGUUGAUCAAGAGGAAAAGAUCUUCUGAAAUGAAUUGCAACGUCAAUAUUAAUUUGUAUACCAAAGUUGUCCUUGAUAUAAAAUGCAAAUAG